Messenger RNA from Drosophila nasuta, 1120 nucleotides. RefSeq names its product calcium/calmodulin-dependent protein kinase type 1-like. The transcript has a single exon. The coding region runs from base 2 to 1021 and encodes 339 amino acids. The record is from RefSeq and is a predicted model, not a curated record. Gene Ontology annotation, molecular function: ATP binding; protein kinase activity. Gene Ontology annotation, biological process: protein phosphorylation. NCBI's taxonomy places the organism in Eukaryota, Metazoa, Arthropoda, Insecta, Diptera, Drosophilidae.
UAUGGGAUCAAAUCACACUACACGAGGUUCAAUAGAGGACAAAUAUGAUAUCCUUUGCUUAUUAGGAUCGGGAGCAUUCUCCAAAGUGCGCUUGGUCGAGACUAGAACGAGCCCAGUUGAACGAUAUGCAGUUAAAAUAAUUGAGAGAGCAUCCUACAUUGGUAAGGAAGAGUUUUUGGAUAACGAGAUUGAAGUGCUGAAAAGAUUUAGCAGAUUGGAAUCAGAAGAACCAUUAUCGCAUCCAAAUAUUGUGCAACUGUUGGAAAUAUACGAAGAUGUCUCCAAAGUAUAUCUGGUCAUGGAACUGGUCACCGGUGGCGAAUUAUUUGAUCGGAUUGUGGACAGAGGUUACUACAGUGAACGCGAUGCAUCUCAGCUGCUCAAGCAACUUUUCGACGCUGUCAACUAUCUGCAUCAGCAUGGGAUUGUCCAUCGAGAUCUAAAGCCCGAAAAUCUUUUAUACUACAGUCCAGACGAAGAUAGUAAAAUAAUGAUUGCUGACUUUGGAUUUGCAAAAAUGGACACGUCGAGCAUAUUGGUAACUGAGUGUGGAACUCUCGGAUAUGCGGCACCAGAAAUCAUUGCUAGAGUGGCAUAUGGCAGGGCUGUGGAUGUCUGGAGUCUGGGUGUGAUCGCCUACAUACUGCUCUGUGGCUAUCCUCCAUUCUAUGAUUCCAAUGAUGCCAUGUUAUAUACCAAAAUAACUAGAGGUUUCUAUGAAUUCCAUUCGGAGUAUUGGGAUGAAAUAAGUGAAUCUGCCAAGAAUUUGGUAUCGAAUUUAUUGUGUGUUAAUGUGAAUGAGCGUUACACAUGCCAGCAGGCAUUAGAUCAUCCCUGGAUAUCUGGCAAUGAGGCAAUUAGUCGCAACAUACACGACUCUGUGUCCCAGCAGCUUAGAAAAAACUUUGCCAAGUCCCGUUGGAGGCGAGUAGUUCAAGUCAACACAGUCAUCCGAAACAUGCAGCAAUUGGCACUCAACAGUAAGAACAUACCACAGGAGGAUGCAAAUAAAACAAAUUAAAAUCACUGUAAAUAAAUCCACAAAUAUAGAAUAUGGAUUAUUUUGUAUCGUCUAUUUAUAUAACAUAGUAUUUAUUUAUAAAUAAAUGAUGAAGCUUCA